AUGUUUCCUGUUCCUUUUCGUCGUCAUCGUCCUCAUCAUUAUCGUCAACAACAUCGACGACUACAACAACAACAACAACCUAUUAUUAUACAACAACAUAUCCUCAUCAUUAUCAUCCUCAACAACAAUCCUCCUCCUCCUCCUCCUGCUCCAGUUCAAACACAAACCGUGAUACGUAAUCAAGUUCGUCGUCGUCGUCGUCUUCUACGACAACAACUACAACGACAACUACAACAACAAUAUCGGGUCGUCUUUGGGGCUGGCUCGUUACAAGGUGGUGUUAGUGGUGUGGUCGUGGUAACGAGUACCAGCCCCAUCACUGUCAAUACGUUUUCGUUCUCGUCCCUUGGUGUUGUUUUUCCUCCUCCUCCUGCUCCACCUGCUCCUCCAGCACCAACUACAAUUCAACAACAACCAGCUGAUCAUCCUGAUUAUACUCAAUUUGAUAUUGACAAUAUUUAA
Molecule: messenger RNA, 462 nt
Organism: Rotaria sp. Silwood2
Lineage: Eukaryota; Metazoa; Rotifera; Eurotatoria; Philodinida; Philodinidae
Source: the annotation of a GenBank genome assembly